AUUGGAAGUUAAAGCAGAUGUUAGGAAACAGUAUAGGUGACAUGGUCAAAUGUUGGGAAGCCAUGAAUAACAACUUGAGGUUACAACUAGGAAACAUUAGAGCUUCAUUUCAAAAGAGUUUUUACGAAGUUGCGCACGCGCACGUAAGUCCCUUUUAUGGUUAUUUGCGUGGUUCCGUAUCUCGAGCUGCUUUGAGACGUAUUGCUGAAGAGUUAUUGAGAGUUGAUUAUGUUGGAACUAACAGGCAAAUAUGUGGUUGUACUCUUAGAACAUCUUAUGGGUUACCUUGUGCUUGUGAGUUAGGAAGAUACAGAGUAGGUGGUAUACCGAUACCCAUUGAUGCUGUUCAUGUUCAUUGGAGGAAACUAACUAUGGAAGUUGAGUUAGAGAUAGGUGAAGAUGAUGGAUCAGAGGUGGAUAUGACGGUUGCAAUGGAUGAGUUGUGGAGACGAUUUAGGUCAUUAGAUAUUAUUGGGAAAAGGGCAUUAAGGAGUAGGGUAUGUGAACUAGCAUACCCAACAAUGACAACAUUGUGUCCACCACCUGAGAAAAUAAAAACCAAAGGAGGAGUGAAGAAGAAAGGGAAAAAACCAACAGAUUAUGAUGUUUAUAGGGACCCUUCGUAUCAUGAGUAUGUUGAUAAGGCAUCUCAAUCUUCACAAAGGCAAUCUCAACCAUCACAGACUUCGAAGAAGAUCAAAUUAUCAAAGAAGCAACCACAAUUCAUUGUUCAAUUUCCUAAUCAUAUUAGGUCAUACAUUGAAGAUGUAGUUAAUGUUGAAUCAGAUGGUAAUUGUGGAUUUAGAGUCAUUGCAUCAUUGCAUGGAUAUGGUGAGGAUGGUUGGCCAAUGGUUCGCAGAGAGUUGGGGUUGGAAAUAAUAGACAAGGAUAGGUCAACUUUGUAUGACAAGUUAUUUUCUAAUCGGUUGGCAGCUGUGAGAGAAUCUUUGAUGAUAGAAUCGUUUGAUUCACAGCCACCUGAAAAAUGGAUGAGUCUACCAGAUAUGGGUUACUUGAUAGCGAAUCGUUAUAAUGUUGUACUUGUCUAUUUAGGCAAUCCGUGCAUCACUUUCUUUCCGAUGACAAGUUCACAUUCACCAAAUGUCUCUAUUUAUUGCAUUGGUUUUGUUAACCAGAAUCAUUGGGUUCAGGUUAACAUGAAAGAGGGGUUUCCAUUGCCACCGGUCACAUUAGAUUGGAAGAAAUUUCGUUCUCAUAUAGCAACUACUUGGAUGCUAGGAUUUGCGGGACGUAUGCAACAUUGGCAAUUACUUACACCUAAUUAA
Messenger RNA from Lathyrus oleraceus (garden pea), 1286 nucleotides. RefSeq lists its product as uncharacterized. Bases 18 to 1286 code for a protein of 422 amino acids. The transcript has 3 exons. The record is from RefSeq and is a predicted model, not a curated record. Lineage: Eukaryota; Viridiplantae; Streptophyta; Magnoliopsida; Fabales; Fabaceae.